Cyphomyrmex costatus is the source of this 453-nucleotide messenger RNA. RefSeq lists its product as uncharacterized. The coding region runs from base 1 to 453 and encodes 150 amino acids. The transcript has a single exon. NCBI's taxonomy places the organism in Eukaryota, Metazoa, Arthropoda, Insecta, Hymenoptera, Formicidae. The record is from RefSeq and is a predicted model, not a curated record.
AUGACUGUGGACGUGCACUUUAAAAAAUUGUGGAGAACACUUAGAUAUUAUCAGGAAAUAAUCCAGCCUAUUACCAUCGUCAUUUUACCCGAUUUCGAGGCAUAUAUGGAUUUUGUGGAUGCCGUUAAAACCUACUCCAUGUCCUUUCCGGUGUGGCUCAUUCUGUUUCUUUAUACCCCCGACAACAACAUCCAUGACUAUUGCCAUGAGCCGAUCGGUAAUCCCUUUAAUCUGGCGUUCGACACGCAAAUGCUGGUAUUGUGUAACAACGAGAUAAUAUUACGGGAAUGGUAUUCCGUUAAGGGUGAUAUCGUCAAAACCUUUGACCUAGCGGAAUGGAAAGAGAAUGAAGGAUUCAUUCCUUUGACGAAUUUGUCUCUCUAUGAACGAAGGAAGGAUAUGGAAGGAAUUGUUCUACGGGCGGUCACAUCACAGGUGCUCAAUAAGAUUUAA